AUGCAGAUUACUACGUUUCCGAUGCUACGACAGAUCGAAGAAAAUUGCCGACAUAUUUGCCAAAGGGCGCCUCUCGAGCGAGCGUCCCCUGCAGUGAUUGGAUCUCAAGUAUACGGGGUUAGAAUCUUGGCAUCAUUUGCGGGCGCUGCUCCCCUCGAUUGCGCACCACGCAAUGGUUUGCGCCCAAACUUUGCCACCGCAUCGGGGGACUUGUACGAGGCCCUUUUGAGUCUUUGACUUCAUAUCAUUUUGAGUUCAUUUACCGGUGUGACGUUGUAGCAUGCAGUGUGUCACGAAGGAAGAGUUGGUUGGAUUGGUGGUCUUUUCUGUGGGGUCGACCCCGAGCAGAGCUUGAAGAUAUUACGGUUGCAAGUAUAGACAGGCAUUUUAACUGAUAAAAAAGAAAAAAAAAGGAAAAGAAAAGAAAAAAGGAGGUUAUCUUGGGUCCGGAGCACGGUGAUGUGAUUAUACGGACAUCAAGUUCUAGUGGCUUUAUUUCUAGGCAACCUGGUAACACAAGCCCCGGGAUCCGGAUAUGCUGUUCAAAGCUCCUUCCUACCUGUCUAUCCCUGUAAUAUUUCCACUCAUCACGUUCCUGGCUGGCGGUACCUAUAGACAAGGUUGACCGCUAUGCCCUUGCAAAGCUGAUCAUAGGUAUUUGCUAGUCUUGUUAACCAUAGCGAUCUGAUAUUGUUGAAGAGCACCCGC
Molecule: messenger RNA, 708 nt
Organism: Pyricularia oryzae 70-15
Lineage: Eukaryota; Fungi; Ascomycota; Sordariomycetes; Magnaporthales; Pyriculariaceae
Exons: 5
Coding region: 1-237 (78 amino acids)
Source: RefSeq, a predicted model, not a curated record